AUGACGACGGCAGGUGGACAAGGAGGAAACGAUUUCGAGACAUCGUCAGCGAUUAUUCCGACGAAUGCAAAACAUUCAGCAACGACAACGUCAUCAUCCACUCAGGAAGCUGAACAUAUCUAUACAUUCUAUGAUGACAUUAAGUUCAUCCCUGAUAUACACGAAAUUGCCGCAUCAGCACAAAAUGUUGUACAAAAUACUAUUACUAACAUGAAGAAAUUUCUAUUGAAAUUUCGUGAUUUCAAACAUCUAUGGCGAUCAGAUAAAUUGGCGUUUGUCGAGAAAUUCUUUGCAAAACAUCCAUCGUUAGGUGCUUUCGACGAAGAAGUAACAAAAUAUCAAAAGAAUUUGGAUGACUUGACAGCAAUGAACCGUUUGAAAGAUUUCGAUUUCAUGCAAUUGAAUUUGCAUUCGUUCUUAAAUGAUUUAACUACUCAUGCCCGAGAGACGAUCAAUAUGUUUAAUCGGUUUCUUGCUGAUGAAGCUCGAGCGAGAUUAUUUGAACUACGUGAUAAACUUGAUGAAUACGAAAAGAAUCUCAAGUUAUCGACAGAUACGUUAGAAGAUUUGAAAUUUGUCUUACGAACUAUUGCAGAAAUCCAAAGUCAAUCCGAUUUGAUCGAAGCAAAAACCAAUGAUGUCAAAGACAAAUAUAAUUUACUUGAAUCUUAUCAUUACAAAGUCACGGAUGAAGAAAGAGCGAUUCUUCUGUCGCUGAAACGACGAUGGGAUGAAAUCUUUCUCAAUUCGAAACAUCGUGAUGUUAAUCUCAAACGUGUUAAAAGUCGUUUCACCGAAAUUACUCUUAUUCAACUUGAUCGUCUACGCAAAUCAAUCAUUGCUUUUGCAGAGAAAUUCGCUAAGUUUGGUCCUGGUUCAAUUAAAAUUGCCGAUGAGUUAUCACAAGGUUUAAAAUUAAUGAAAAUCUAUCGUGAUGAACUAACGAAGAUCGAAGCCGAAAAACAAGAAUUAACCAAUGCUGAGAAACUCUUCAAUCUACCGAUCUCAUCCUAUCCGGAAUUGUAUGUUGUUCAAAAAGAAAUGAAAAAUUUAGAAAAACUCUACCAAUUGUACGAAUCACAAAUCAAGGCUCGACAAGUAUGGUCGGAAACAUUAUGGCGUGAUUUAGACGUGCAAUUACUGGUAGACGGUAUUGAAAAUUUCAUCAAAGAACUGAAGAAAAUGCCACGCGAAGUGAAAGGGAUGCCAUUAGCGAAAUUAAUCGAAACCGGAAUGAAAGAAUUCCGCGAAUCAUUACCAUUGAUGUUAGACUUGAAAAAUGAAGCUCUACGUGAACGCCAUUGGCGCACACUGAUGAAAGAAACAAGUAUCGAAUUCGAUAUGAACCCAGAAUCGUUUACAUUAGAAAACCUCUUCCAAAUGAACUUACAACGUUUCAACGAUGUCAUUCAGAAUAUCGUUACGUCCGCCACGAAAGAACUUCAAAUUGAGAAGGGCGUACGGGAAGUUGUCGACGCAUGGGAGAAAGUGAAAUUCAAUGUCGUUAAGUAUGUGAAAGGGAACCAAGAUCGUGGUUAUGUAUUGGGAGCUUGUGACGAAGUUCUUCAACAAUUAGAUGAUCAUACUAUGGCUUUGCAAGGUAUGGCUGGUUCAAGAUACAUCGGACCAUUCUUAAAAACUGUACAAGAGUGGGAGAAGAGUUUAUCACAUAUUGCUGAAGUUAUCGAAUUAUGGAUCAACGUACAGCGUAAAUGGACAUAUCUCGAAGGUAUUUUCGUUAGUGGAGAUAUUCGUUCACAAUUGCCCGAAGAAGCGAAGAAAUUCGAUGAAAAAAAUAAACUAUUCAAAUCAAUCAUGGCUGACACAUAUCGUGAUCCGUUAAUUAAAAAACAAUGCCAUGUACCCAGUCGUUUACCUGAUCUAGAAUCAAUCUUUGUCGGUCUUGAACGUUGUCAAAAGAGUUUAAACGAUUAUCUCGAUUCGAAACGAAACGCUUUUCCACGAUUUUUCUUCAUUUCCGACGAUGAACUUCUCUCCAUUUUGGGUUCAGCUGAACCAUCAGCUAUUCAAGAACAUAUGAUUAAAAUGUUCGACAACAUCGCCAGUCUUCGGCUGAUUAAAGUCAGUGAUACAAUCACCCAAGCCCAAGCGAUGAUCUCCGCAGAGAAAGAAGAAAUGCAGUUUAAACAGAGCGUUGUCACCGAAGGACGAGUCGAAGAUUGGAUGACGAAAGUUUUAGAAGAAAUGAGACGAACAAAUCGAUUGAUUACGAAAGAAGCCGUCUAUUAUUAUCGUUUUCGAAAAACACGAGCAAGCUGGAUGUAUAACUAUCAAGGAAUGGUCGUACUCGCUGCUAAUCAAAUCUGGUGGAGUUGGGAAGUUGAAGACACAUUCAACAAAGUCGCCAAAGGACAAAAGAUGGCAAUGAAGAAUUAUGCUAAACAAUUGAACACACAGAUUGAAGAAGUCGUUGCUGAAAUUCGAAAUCCGUUAGCUAGUAAUGAUCGGAAGAAAUUUAACACUGUCCUCAUUAUCGAUGUUCACGCGAAAGAUAUUAUCGAUGCUUUCGUUCGAGACAGUAUUUUGGAUGCACGUGAAUUUGAAUGGGAAAGUCAGUUGAGAUUUUAUUGGGUUAACGAACCUGAUGAAUUAAUGAUUCGACAAUGUACUGGAGAAUUUGGUUACGGUUAUGAAUAUAUGGGUUUAAAUGGUCGUCUAGUCAUUACACCACUUACUGAUCGAAUUUAUUUGACAAUCACACAAGCUCUGUCAAUGUACCUGGGUUGUGCACCAGCUGGUCCUGCCGGUACGGGCAAAACUGAAUCCGUAAAGGAUUUAGCCAAAGCACUUGGUAUUCUCUGUGUGGUAACCAAUUGUGGUGAGGGUAUGGACAGUUUGGCUAUUGGUAAAAACUUGAAUGGUCUAUGUCAAAGUGGUGCUUGGGGUUGUUUUGAUGAAUUCAAUCGAAUUGAUGCAUCAGUCUUAUCAGUCAUUUCAUCCCAAUUGAAAACCAUCCAACAAGGUUUAAUUACCAAAGCAAAACGUUUUGUUUUUGAAGGAGUUGAAAUUGAUCUUGACUCGCGUGUUGGAGCAUUUAUUACAAUGAAUCCUGGUUAUGCUGGUCGAACAGAAUUACCUGAAUCUAUCAAAGCUCUGUUUCGACCAGUCGUCGUCAUCGUACCAGAUCUACAACAAAUCUGUGAAAUUAUGCUUUUCUCCGAAGGAUUUUCUUUAGCCAAAAUGUUGGCAAAGAAAAUGGUCGUCCUAUAUAAACUAUCUCGUGAACAAUUAUCGAAACAAUACCAUUAUGAUUUUGGUCUUCGUGCCUUGAAAUCAGUUUUGGUCAUGGCCGGUGAAUUGAAACGAAAUUCAGCUGAGCUACCAGAAGACAUUGUCUUAAUGCGUGCCUUACGUGAUAUGAACAUGCCGAAGUUUGUCUACGAAGAUGUACCACUAUUUCAAGGUUUAAUCACUGAUCUAUUCCCUGGCUUGAAAUGCGAUCGUGUUACUUAUCCAUUAUUCGACAAAGCCGUACGAGAAUCAAUCGCUCAUAUGCACAACGUUGUCGAUGAAGUACAAGUUGAUAAAGUUGUACAGUUAUACGAAACAAUGAUGACACGUCAUUCGACUAUGGUUGUCGGACCGACAGGUGGUGGAAAAAGUACGGUUAUCAACACUCUAGUUCAAGCACAGACAAGAAUGGGUUUACCGACGAAAGUAUAUACAUUGAAUCCCAAAGCGUGUUCGGUUAUUGAAUUGUAUGGAUUUUUGGAUUUGGCAUCUCGGGAUUGGACUGAUGGCUUACUAUCGAAUAUUUUCCGUGAAAUAAAUAAAGCAACCGAUAAGAAAGAGCGUCGAUAUAUUUUAUACGAUGGUGAUGUCGAUGCCCUUUGGAUUGAAAACAUGAACUCAGUCAUGGAUGAUAACAAACUGUUGACAUUAGCUAAUGGCGAACGUAUCCGUUUACAACCACAUUGUGCGAUGAUGUUCGAAGUUGGAGAUCUACAAUAUGCAAGUCCGGCUACAGUUUCACGUUGUGGCAUGGUUUUCGUUGAUCCAAAAGAUUUGAAAUACCGACCAUUCUGGACACGUUGGUGCAACCUACGUGAGAAAAAAGAAGAACAAAAACUACUCAAUGAAUUAUUUGAUAAAUUCGUUCCACCGUUGAUUACAUUAAUCUUAGAAGGUGUUAUCGAUGGUAAACAAGGAGAAAAACUCAAACAAAUUAUUCCAUUAACAAAUCUCAAUAUGACAAGUCAAUUAUGUUACAUGCUUGACAGUCUUCUUCAACCUUAUGAAAAUACGAGCGAAGCGCUUGAUGCCAAUAUGUACACAUGCUUCUUUCUUCAAGCACUGUAUUGGUCAUUAGGUGCUGGUCUAACCGAACAAGCACGUGUCAUUUUUGAUACCCAAGUUAAAUAUCUCGCGUCAAUCAAUAUCGUUGACGAAGGUCCGAACGGCACUGCUAAGAUGGAUGAAUUGCCAUCACAUGAACAAACAUUGUUUGAAUAUUUCUUUGAUGCAACAAAAGGAUAUUGGAUAUCAUGGAAACGACUCGUACCGAAGUAUCAACAUAAUCCCGAGAAAAAGUUCUAUGAGAUUUUAGUUCCAACUAUCGAUACAUGUCGAAGUGAUUGGCUACUACAACUAUGUUAUCGUAUCAAACGACCAGUUCUAUUCGUUGGUGAAUCGGGUACUUCUAAAACUGCAACUAUCACAUCAUUCUUACGAAAAUUGAAUGCAGAUUUGAAUCUGUUGUUGAACAUCAACUUCUCAUCGCGAACAUCGUCGAUGGAUGUCCAAAGAAAUUUCGAAUCAAAUGUUGAAAAACGUACAAAGGAUACUUUUGGACCGCCGCCUGGAAAGAAACUAGUCGUCUUUAUUGACGAUCUCAACAUGCCGAAAGUCGAUACGUAUGGCACGCAACAGCCAAUCGCUUUGCUGAAACUAUUACUUGAAAAAGGUGGUAUGUACGAUCGCGGAAAGGAUCUGAACUGGAAAAAAUAUCAAGAUAUGAUCUUUAUUGCUGCUAUGGGAAAACCUGGUGGUGGAAGAAAUGAUGUUGAUCCACGAUUUAUUUCACUGUUCAAUGUAUACAACAUCACAUUUCCAUCUGAAGAAUCAUUAUUUUCAAUCUAUAACUCGAUUCUCGAAGGACAUUUACAACCAUUCAAUAAGGAGGUACAAGAUAUAGCUCCAAUAUUGACUCGAAUGACGAUGGAACUUUAUCAUGCCAUUUUGGAUGCACUUCCACCUACUCCAUCGAAAUUUCAUUAUAUUUUCAAUCUUCGAGACUUGAGUCGAAUAUUCAAUGGUUUAGUACUUACAACACCUGAUCGAUUUCCAACAGCUGCUCUCCUGGCACGUGUUUGGCGCAAUGAAUGCUUACGUGUACUCUACGAUCGUUUAAUUGAUGUCCAAGAUCGAAAAUUUAUUGACGAUAAAUUACAAAGUCUUGUCGACGAUCAGUCAUUAUUGAAACCGCAUAGUGAACUUAUCUUUCGUCAACCAUCUCUAUUUGGUGACUAUCGAACCGCACUCGAUAUUGGUGAAGCACAAAUCUACGAAGAUAUCGUUGAUUACGAAGCAGCUAAAGCAAUAUUUGAAGAAAUUCUAGCAGAAUAUAACGAACAAUUCACUCGAAUGAAUCUCGUUUUGUUUGAAGAUGCUCUUGAACAUUUAACUCGCAUCUAUCGUGUCAUUCGUAUGGACAAAGGCAAUGCAUUGUUAGUCGGUGUUGGUGGUAGUGGAAAAGCUUCAUUGACACGUCUGGCAGCAUAUGCAGCGCAUUGUGAAGUCUUCGAAAUCAAACUUAGUCGUGGUUAUAGUGAAUCACAUUUCCGUGAAGAUUUGAAAGUUCUCUACAAUAAACUUGGCACGGAAAAUAAGAAAGUAGUUUUCAUGUUUGGUGAUCAACAUGUUGCGGAAGAAGGCUUUUUGGAAUUAAUCAAUAAUAUGUUAACAACCGGUAUGGUACCUGCCCUCUAUGCUGAUGAAGAACGUGAAGGAAUCAUUUCGAAUAUACGAGACGAAGCUAUGAAAAACGGUGCCAGCCCAGCAAAAGAAAGCAUUUGGCAAUAUUUUGUCACCAAAUGCUCCGUUAAUUUACAUGUGGUUCUAUGCAUGUCACCUACAGGUGAUACUUUACGAACACGCUGUCGAAACUUUCCAGGUUUGAUUAACAACGCGAUUAUCGACUGGUUCUUACCUUGGCCUGAACAAGCUUUGUAUGCCGUAUCAACAACACUGAUUUCAGAAGAUUUUAUAUUUCCGUCUGUGCGGAAAGCUUUUAACGAAUUUAUUCCGAAAGAAUUCCGUCAGGCUAUUGUUACGCAUAUGGUUAUGGUUCAUCAAUCCGUUGAACAUUAUAGUGAACAGUUUGCGAAAAAACUUCGUCGACAUAAUUUCACUACGCCGAAGAACUAUUUGGAUUUCAUUUCAACGUAUCUCAGAUUACUUGAGCGAAAGAAUAAAGAGAAUCUAGCACAGCAACAACGUCUCGCUGGUGGUUUGGAGAAGAUUGAUGAAGCUCAGAUUGAAUUAAAAGAACUUGAUGCUCGUUUACAAGUGCAACGAAAAGAAGUGUUGAAACGUUCGGAAGAAUGUCAGAAAUUACUCUCGGAAAUCGCAGAGAAGACCGCAUCAGCUCGUGAAAUGGAAGGUGAAGCAAUUGAGAAGAAGAAAUCAUUGGAUGUGAAACAGGCAGAAAUCGCUGUGAAAAAGGGUGAAGCUGAUGUUGAGUUAGCUGCAGCUUUACCAGCUUUAGAAGAAGCAAGAAAAGCAGUUCGAGAAAUUACAAACAAUCAAGUAGCUGAAAUUCGAGGUUUUAAACAACCUGCUGUUGCUGUCGCUACGGUUUGUCGUUCCGUACUUGCAAUCUUACGUCCAUCAGCUGCUGAUACCUGGGCAGAAUGUCAAGCCAUGAUGGCUGAUGUUGGUUUUCUCAAGACAUUAAUGGAAGUUCCUAUUGAAAAAUUAUCGCAAUCAACUGAACGAAAACUACGCACUAUUCUAGAAAUCUUGGAAGAAAGCUUGUUGAAAGAUGUCAAUAAUGUUGUACCAGAUCCAGCAAAGAAAAACGAAUACUUGAUUCAAUUGAUGGGUAAGAAAUCUCUCGCUGGUGCUGGCAUGUACAAAUACUCUCAGAACGUCUUGAAUUGCGUUCGAGUAUAUCGUGUUGUCAAACCUAAACAAGAUUUGGUCAUGCGAUUACAAGCCGAAGCUAAACGUGCAUCGGAUGAAUUGACAGCCACGCAAAAUCAAAUUAGUGAUUUACAGAAAACAUUAUCAGAUCUAAAUAAAACAUAUGAGGAAGCUAUGGAGAAGAAACGAGUUAUCGAAGAAGAAACAGCGAUUAUGGAACGACGAAAGAUCGCUGCGGAUAAACUUAUUUCGGGUCUGUCAUCCGAAAAACAACGUUGGAAUAAUGAUCUAGAGGAAUUAAAACGUAAACUACGUCGACUACUUGGUGACACACUAAUCUGCGCUUCGUUUCUUGCUUAUGUCGGUGCAUUCACAUUCGAAUUCCGUAAAGAACUAAUCUGCGAACUAUGGGAAAAAGAUCUUCUAGAGAAAGAAGUGCCUCUCUCUCAGCCAUUACGUUUAGAUGAAUUGUUAACAAGUGAUGUCGAAAUCUCGAAAUGGUCAAGUGAAGGUUUACCGCCUGAUGAAUUAUCCGUUCAGAAUGGUAUCUUAACAACUCAAUCGAGCCGUUUUCCGUACUGUAUCGAUCCUCAGCAACAAGCUUUGAAAUGGAUUAAAAAACGUGAAGAGAAAAAUAACUUGAAAAUCUUAACUUUUCAUGAUAGUGACUUCCUAAAACAUUUGGAAAUGUCUAUUAAAUACGGUUUUCCAAUCUUAUUUCAAGAUUGCGAUGAAUAUAUCGAUCCAGUUAUUGACAAUGUCCUCGAAAAGAACAUUCGAGGUACUGAAGGACGACAAUUCGUCGUCUUAGGUGAUAAAGAAGUGGACUAUGAUCCAUCAUUUCGUCUUUACUUAACAUCAAAGUUACCAAAUCCACGUUUAACACCUGCACAUUUCGGUAAAUCGAUGGUUAUCAACUAUACAGUUACAUUGAAAGGUCUCGAAGAUCAGUUAUUAGCUGUUAUUGUGAAAAAUGAACGACGAGAAUUAGAAGAGCAGCGUGAACGUCUCAUACAAGAAAUGUCGGUUAAUAAGAAGUUAUUGAAGGAUCUCGAAGAUGCACUUCUACGUGAAUUAGCAAACUCAACUGGUAACAUGUUAGAUAACACUGAACUGAUUUCAACGUUAGACGAAACCAAAUCGAAAGCUGAUGAAGUCAAUGAAAAACUUCGUCUGGCUUUGAAAACAUCCAAAGAUAUCGAACGACUUCGUGAUGGUUAUCGUCCAGCUGCUAAACGUGGUGCCAUUCUCUUCUUUGUUCUUUCGGAAAUGUCAUUGAUCAAUACAAUGUACCAAUAUUCAUUAACGGGUUAUCUCGAAGUAUUCGAAUUCUCUCUGCGAAAAUCCAUUCCCGAUUCGAAUCUCGAACGUCGAUUGAAUAACAUUAUGGGUACAUUAACACUGAAUGUUUACAAUUAUGGUUGUACGGGUAUAUUUGAAAAACAUAAACUUCUAUUUUCGUUCAAUAUUACAACUAAACUCGAACAAGAUCGAGGAAAUGUCGCACAAGAUGAAUUGGACUUCUUCAUCAAAGGAAAUCUAUCAUUGGAGAAAUCGAAACGGAAGAAACCAUUCGCAUGGAUACAAGAUCAAACCUGGGAAGAUUGUGUGCGCCUAGCACGAGACUUUUCUCAAUUUACAACUUUACUUGAUGAUGUCGAAAACCAUGAACAUGACUGGAAAAAAUGGUACGAUAGUGAUACACCGGAACAAGAGGAACAUUUUCCGAUGAAUUAUAGCGAACGUUUAACUCCUUUCCAAAAUCUCAUGAUGUUGCGAUGUUUUCGAGUUGACCGAAUCUAUUUAGCCGUAACACAAUACGUAACGAAAGUGAUGGGCGAUCAAUUUGUCACACCACCAGUCAUUCAUUUCGAAGCCAUUUGGGAACAAAGUACACCAGUGUCACCGAUUAUCUUCAUUCUAAGUCCUGGUAGCGAUCCAACAACAGAUCUAUUGAAAUUAGCUGAACGCACCGAAUUUGGUGUAGCCAAAGUCAAAUUGUUAGCUAUGGGUCAAGGACAAGAAAAGAUUGCUAUUAAUCUAAUGGAACAAGCCAUCAGUCGUGGCCAUUGGCUAAUGUUACAAAAUUGUCAUUUAUUAGUUAAAUGGCUUAUUGAACUUGAAAAACAUUUAGAUAAAAUGUCGAAACCACAUCCUGAUUUUCGUUUAUGGUUAACAACUGAACCAACACCAUUGUUUCCGAUCGGUAUUUUGCAACGUUCAUUGAAAGUCGUUACUGAGCCACCGAAUGGUUUAAAACUUAAUCUACGUAACACGUAUUUCAAAAUUUCCGGACAAGCAUUCCAUGAUUGUCCACACGAAGCAUUCCCGUCGUUGGUAUUUGUUUUGGCAUUCUUCCAUGCUGUCGUACAAGAACGUCGAAAAUACGAUAAAAUUGGUUGGAACGUUUCGUAUGAUUUCAAUGAAUCAGAUUUUCGUGUCUGUAUGACAAUUCUCGACACAUAUCUGAAGAAAUCAAUUGCCAAUAAUGAUCCAAAAAUUCCGUGGGGUUCAUUGAAAUAUCUUAUUGGUGAAGUUAUGUACGGUGGUCGUGCUAUUGACGAGUUCGAUCGUCGUGUUUUGCGAACAUAUAUGAAUGAAUACAUGGGAGAUUUCAUAUUCGAUACGUUUCAACCGUUCUAUUUCCAUCGUACAGAAGAUGUGGCUUAUUAUAUUCCAUCAGCAAAUGAAGAACAUCCAGCAACUGUUGGAUUACCAGUAAAAGAUGCUGCAUUAGAAUACAUUGAAUCGUUGCCACUGACGAAUACUCCGGAAGUGUUCGGUUUACAUCCCAAUGCUGAAAUUGGAUAUUACACAAAAUCUGCCCGAGAUAUGUGGGAACAAUUAAUCGAAUUACAACCUCAAUCAGCCGAAGCCAGUGGUGGUAUGAGUCGUGAUGAGUACAUUGAUAACACAGCAGCCGAUAUCAUAAAACGUAUUCCACAACAGUACGAUGUUGACAAAGUCUGGAAGAAGUUCGGUGGUGAAGCAAUCUCACCAACAUCCGUCGUACUCUUACAAGAACUCGAUCGCUUCAAUCGCUUGACUCUGACGAUGUCGAAAUCGUUAGCAACGUUACGGCGAGCAUUGAAAGGUGAAGUUGGUAUGUCCAAUGAAUUGGACGAUCUCUCUCGAGCACUCUACAAUGGUCAAUUACCACCCAUGUGGAGACGUCUAGCACCAGCAACAAAGAAAAAUCUUGCAAAUUGGAUGGAUCAUUUUCUUCGUCGAAAUCAACUCUAUAGUGGAUGGAUCAACGAUGGCGAACCCAAUGUCGUCUGGUUAUCUGGCUUUUCAAUUCCUGAAUCUUAUUUAACUGCGCUUGUACAAGCAACAUGUCGAAAGAACGGUUGGCCAUUAGAUAAAUCAACAUUAUACACUCAAGUCACCGAAUGGGAAACACCAGAAGAUGUCAAUGAACGUGCACAUCAAGGUUGCUUUGUCACUGGUCUUUAUCUCGAAGGUGCAUCAUGGGAUGUGGAAAAACGUUGUUUGACACGACAGAAACCGAAAGUACUCAUUCAACCAUUGCCAGUUAUGAAAGUUAUUCCAAUUGAAUCGCAUAAACUUAAACUACAAAAUACAUUCCGAUGUCCAGUAUAUGUUACAAGUGACCGACGAAAUGCCAUGGGCGUUGGUCUUGUUUUUGAAGCUGAUUUAUCGACACACGAACACAUUAGCAAAUGGGUUCUACAAGGUGUUGCUUUGAUUCUCAAUACAGAUUAA
Adineta ricciae is the source of this 10830-nucleotide messenger RNA. Lineage: Eukaryota; Metazoa; Rotifera; Eurotatoria; Adinetida; Adinetidae. The record is from the annotation of a GenBank genome assembly.